AGUGCGCCGGGAGGCGGCGGUUGGCGUUUAAAAGGCCGUGAGGCGGCGGCCGUUGUCCCCGAGGGCGGAGCGGGUCCGGAUCCGAUCGGAGCGGGGCGAUGGUGCCCAGGGCCGCCGACCGGCUGCUGAUCGUCGUCUCCAUCCUGGAAGGGCGCUAUUUUCCAAAACGACCAAAGUACAUGCUUAUAGUUGAAGCCAAGUUUGAUGGUGAACAGCUGGCUACUGAUCCUGUAGAGCAUACUGAUCAGCCAGAAUUUGCUACUGAAUUGGCUUGGGAACUUGAUAGGAAAGCACUUCAUCAGCACAGGCUGCAGCGUACACCUAUCAAACUCCAGUGUUUUGCAUUGGAUCCUGUCUCUUCAGCUAAAGAGAAUAUAGGCUAUAUUGUACUUGAUUUAAGGGCUGUGCAGGAAAAGAAACAGACACCAAAAUGGUACCCUCUGCUUAGUAACAAGUACACUAAAUUUAAAUCCGAAAUACAAGUAGGUGUGGUGUUGGAAACUGAUACAAAAGCAUUGGUGGAUGGUUUUAAAGCAAAGGAAGCACCCCCUAGAGAAGGGAGAGUGUCUGCCUUUCUUUCUGGACUAGACCCUAAAAGUAUUGUACCGGUCCUGAUUGAAGAAGAGGGCUAUCAUCAGAUUGGACCAGCAGAGUGUUGCAGAGACUACUUUGUUUUGUCUGUAACCAUUGCAUUUGCCACACAGUUGGAACAGUUAGUUCCUAGUACUAUGAAGCUUCCUGAACGACAGCCUGAGUUUUUUUUCUACUACUCGUUACUGGGAAAUGACGUAACAAACGAAACUUUCACUGAUUUAAUUAAUCCAAAUUUUGAGCCAGAAAGAGCUUCAGUUCGAAUACGUAGUACAGCUGAUGUUCUUCAAGUUUAUCUUUGUGCACAGUCAAAAUUGCAGAUCCAUCUUUGCUGUGGUGACCAGUCUCUUGGAAGCACUGAAAUACCCCUGUCUGGACUACUGAAGAAGGGAAGCACGGAAAUUGAUCAGCACCCUGUGACAAUAGAAGGAGCAUUUGUCCUUGUUCCACCAAAUAGAGCUAAACAAAAGAUGCCACAGUUGCCCUUGGAUAUGGCUCCUACUGUGGGUGUAUCUGUAGUUCUGCAAAAGGAGACCUUAAACGUACAGCCUCUACAGCCUUUGAUUCCCCUAAAUGCUCCAAAUGAACCUAAACAGCCACAGAAGAAAGUUCUUUCACCUGUUAGUGGAAAAACAGAGGGCCUGCAGCAGACAUCCAAGGAUGUCCCAUCUCAAAAUGACCACUCUUCCCCAACAGAAGAUGAAGCAACAGAAAGUGAAGUGGAAAGUCUUAAGUUUGAAAAAGGCACAAACCUGAAAAAAACAAGGUUGGUGACUGAGUCUUGCAAAGAGGUUAACACAGAGUACACCGAAGAGAUGCCAGUUAUCACAUUGCAGAGCAGAACAAAAUCACCACUAUUGUCAGAUCUGCAAAAUUCCACUGAUGCUGCACCAGUAGCUGCAUCUCAGUCCAACCCAGUGGGUGCAUCCAGUUCUUCUGAGCCUGUGUCAGCACAGAAAAUUGUCAUUCCAGCGGCCUCUCACCAUUUUUGUUUUUCAAUAGACUUACGAAGUAUACGUGGUCUGGAAGUUGGUUUUCCAAUAAAUUGCAUUUUACGGUACUCGUAUCCGUUUUUUGGCAGUGCAGCGCCUAUUAUGACAAGCCCACCCACAGAAAUCAGGAAGAACAUGGAAGUUUUUCUUCCACAGUCCUACUGUGCAUUUGACUUUGCAACUACACCUCAUCAGCUUCAAGAUACAUUCUUCAGAUUACCUCUGCUGGUUGAGUUGUGGCACAAGGAUAAAACAACUAAAGACAUGCUUCUAGGGAUUGCCAGACUUCAGCUUUCAAAUGUUUUGGCUUCAGAAAAAACCCGUUUCUUGGGUGGUAAUGGUGAACAAUGUUGGCGUCAGACUUUCAAUGAAACAGUCAGUGUCACAGCAGCACAAGGGUCAGGCAACAGAAUAGCAGAGCUUUCAUAUGCCAUCACUUUGGAAGACUACGGGCUUGUGAAAAUGCAUGAAGUUCUGGUGUCAGAUUCUUCUCAAUGUGUAGGUGCUGGUCAGCAGCGGCAUGCCCCCCAUACUCAGCCUCCUUGUGUCCCAGAAAACCAUCCAGAACCUCGAGAAACUCUUGAAUACAAAGCAGCACUGGAGUUAGAAAUGUGGAAGGAAAUGCAAGAAGACAUCUUUGAAAAUCAGCUUAAAAAGAAGGAGAUGGCCCAUAUGCAAGCACUUGCAGAAGAAUGGAAGAAAAGAGACAGAGAGAGAGAAGCAUUAGUGAAGAAGAAGGUAGCAGAAUAUACUGUUUUGGAAGAACAACUUCAGAAAACCUUGAGGGAUCUAGAUAAGCGAGAGCGACAUCUUUUUAGUGCUGAAUCAGAGCUUCAAAGAGUAAAGAAGGAGUUGCAAGCAGAGCAUGAACGAAAUAAGCAGGAGUUACAGGAUUCUGUGCGACGUGCCAGAGAAGAAUGUGCUCACCAAAUUGAGCUAGAAAGGUCAAAAAUCAAACAGAUGGAAGAAGACAAGCUUCGCCUACAGCAGCAGCUUUAUGAAGCAGAAAAUAAGCAUAAAAUUUUGGAGAAGGAGUUCCAGCAAUACAAAGAACAGCAAAGUAGUAAACCAGAAAUCCAGCUACAGUCGGAAAUAAAUCUCCUCACUUUAGAAAAGGUUGAACUUGAAAGAAAGUUGGAGUCAGCUACCAAGUCAAAGCUCCACUACAAACAACAGUGGGCAAGAGCAUUGAAAGAACUUGCAAGGUUAAAACAGCGUGAACAAGAAAGUGCAAUGGCUCGCCUUAAAAAGCAGCAACAAGAGCUGGAGCACAUGAGGUUGCGCUAUUUGGCAGCAGAAGAAAAAGAGCUGGGGAAAACAGACCGACAAGAGCUGGAAGAUAUCAGAAAUGAACUUAACAGGCUAAAGCAACAAGAAGAAGAGAGAAAGCAAUUGCAAGACGUUAGAGAUAAUUCUGCUGGUAGAGUGGAUAGUCCUCAUUCUAGAAAAUUAAAUGAGAACAUGGAUGAUUAUCUCUCUCGUCUGAUAGAAGAGAGGGAUACCUUGUUGAGAACAGGCGUCUAUAAUCAUGAAGACCAUAUUGUAAGUGAACUUGAUCGUCAAAUCAGAGAAGCUAUUGCAAAAAGGAAUACCACUAGAUAAAAGCGUACAAAAAGCUGUUAAAAAGAGACUAAACUUGAACAGACUAACUGAUUUUUAAACCACCUUCUGCAAAAAUGUAUAGUCAUGCUUAAAUUUUGCACAUUUUUAGCUAUUUUUGAAGUCAAGGUAAAUAUUUGCAAUUCAUGAUGUUAAGCAUAAUUGUGAGUUUUACAGGGAGUGGCUGGUUUUUAAUGUUUUUAUACUCAUAUAUGUGAAUAUAUUUAUCUUGUGUAUUUUCCUCUGAAAUGUUUUCUACCUCUUUGUACCACCGUGCCUAGGUUUAUUUUUAAUAUUUUUAAUAAUUAUUCUAAGCUUUUUGGUCAAUACUGUCAUAACUUAUUUAAAUUUUUGUAAAAAGGGUUCUUCAACUAUAGUAGGAAAAAAUUACAUUAGCUAUUUUCCCUGAUAGAAUUCUUAAUUCUGACCCAAAACGCAUCACUUGAACUUGACAUGUCACUUUCUGUUAAAUCACAAGGCAAUCAACCUUUGCUUUGGUAACUGUAGUUAAGAUAGCAAGCUCUGUAGUUAAUACUCUUUCAAGAGUCAAGGUUUUAAAUGGAGAAGAAAACUCAAACCUUAUGAAACCGAUUGAAAUAUUAAGUAACUAGUAUGAAUUGUACAGAAUAAAAGUCCCUUUGUCCUAGCAGUUUUGCACAUAACGCCUGUAAGGGUGAAGACAGGAAGGUAAAGCCCUGGUUCAGGAAUAAAAAUGCAUUAUAUUCAUCCCUUAAAACAAAAGAUAUAUAAAUUCACUGAAUUAGUACCUCAAAGGUUGAACACUUACAUAAGAAAGCUUGUCUAAGUGAAGAUUUUUUCCUUAAUCAAGACCUGGUCAUUUUAUGAUUCCUUAACAUAUAUUUCAAUGCAUGUUGUCUUAUUGCCACUUAAAUUUUAUGUAGUACUUGAUUGAAGUAUGAAAAAGAUAACCUCGAGGUGUUGAAUGCCACAACAGAAUUCAACGAGAAAUGUUAGUAUGUGUAUAAUCAGUUGAAAUAGCUGUUUGUUUUUUUUCCAAACUUCAUUCUGUGUCAGUUUUUUAAAAUCAUUCAUGUGGAUCUAGUUAAUUAUAUAAACAUACAACACUGUCUUUUCAAUGGGGAUUUUUGUCUGUCUUGUUGGUACAAUGUAUCUGAGUACUGAACAAGUCUUAGAUAUCUUUGUUCAUCUAAAGCAUAACAAAUCCCAUGCAAAAAACAAAAUUACAUAAAAUCUGUGAACAUCUAUAGACAUGGCUGUGUAUGUAUUGCCUUCCUGUUUUGCAUGGUAUGAAUUAUAUAGAAAAUAGACUUAACAUUGCAUCUGACUUUGUGUUUUUUCUUUUCCUCCCUACAACGGGCUUCUCUCCUGCUAAAUAAAUUGUUAUUAAGGGCCUAUAAAGUUUUAAACUAGCCAUGUUAACUCGGAUAUCAGAUUCUAUAAGGAAUUACUGAUUAUCAGUGUCAGACUUCUUAAGAAAUGCUUUUGUAUUGCCUUGCACACCACUAUUUUUUUCAAAUUAGUGUGUUUAAAAAGAUCCUACCAGUAAAACAAGUAAUGUCUUCAUAAAUCCAGUACAAUCCAUUACAUGUAGUUUUACUUUUUUGUUGUUGUCUUAUCAAUGAUGCAUGAUCAUAUGCAAUUAUUGUAAAUGAAUCAGGAGGGUUUAUGUAUUGACAGAAAGACUUGCUCAAGACAUUCUUCAAAUGCUUGCUCGCGGUAGAAGUGCAGUUUCUUCUUGAAACACUGGGGGGUGUGUUAGACUUAAAGAUCUUAAAGAUUGUUUACUAACAAUUUUCAUAAUUGGAUAUAUUUUGAACCGAUAUUCUAUGACUUUUCAGGUGUUACAUUAUUAAAUAAAACUCAGAUUUUUAUUAUUAA
Anas platyrhynchos (mallard) is the source of this 5042-nucleotide messenger RNA. It is a transcript of the gene CEP120, whose product is annotated as centrosomal protein 120. Gene Ontology annotation, cellular component: centrosome. Gene Ontology annotation, biological process: interkinetic nuclear migration; positive regulation of centriole elongation. The record is from RefSeq and is a predicted model, not a curated record. NCBI's taxonomy places the organism in Eukaryota, Metazoa, Chordata, Aves, Anseriformes, Anatidae.